AUGUCCCUCAACACAGUAACCAGCGGCCUAAACAAAGGCCUACCCACUGACAGCGUCACCAAAACCGCCUCAGGAACAGUCAACGACACCACCCAAAACCUCAACAACACCACUGAAAAAGUCACCGACCAAACCAUCCCAGGCGAAUAUCCCUCCGACGACGCCAAAUAUGACAAGCCAGCCCCAGACAUCUCCUUCUCAUCCAUCUGGUCCGCCUUCAAAUCCUGGCUCUUCUCCUUUUUCCCGAACGUUCUCGACCGCUUCGAAAACUGGAUCAAGGGCCUGAUAGCCUGGGUCCUCCCUCCUCCGCGACAAGCCAAAAUGUACGAAGCGAUUCUAAAACGGCCCAUCGCGUCCUCGUUCAUCAUCUGCCAGCUCGUCUGCUGUGGGGUCCCGCUGCUUGUCUUCCUGGCGGGUGUGUUUCUCUUUGCGGCUGUUGCGGUGUUGCUCUGGGCGGUGCUCUCGUUGCUUCUGGCGGGGCCAAUCCUGUUGGUUGCGAGUAUGAUGGGGGUGUCGCUUUGGGGAUGGGGGUGGGUUUUGUAUGGGUUGGUGAAGUUUAUUGAUCAGCAUUUGCUGGGGGGGAUGAUUACUCGGUUUUGGUUGGCGAAUAGGCAGGAUCAGGAUGAGGGGGAGGAGCCGGAGGGUGAGGGUGAGAAGGGUGAGAAGGAUGAGGCGACAGAGAAGGUUGAGAAGAGUGAGAAGAAGAGACCGAAGAAACUGGAAGUGAAGAAGGAUACUUGA
Molecule: messenger RNA, 741 nt
Organism: Aspergillus fischeri NRRL 181
Lineage: Eukaryota; Fungi; Ascomycota; Eurotiomycetes; Eurotiales; Aspergillaceae
Product: seipin co-factor family protein
Exons: 1
Coding region: 1-741 (246 amino acids)
Source: RefSeq, a predicted model, not a curated record